AUGGCAUCCCAAAAGGCAGAUACAGGGUUUCAUUUUACGCUGCGUUCAGUCUUGAGUCUCGACGACAAUGUCUGGGAUUUCCAGGUUCCGAGUCUCCCGUCGCCCUCUACUCUCAAGAAAGCCAAUCUCAUCAAGGCUAUCAGCCUUCAAACCGACCUCAAGGAAUGCAAGCACUCAAUGAUCCUCAAAGUUCAGCCCAACACGCCAAAUCGCGCCACAGCCGACCAUCCAACCGACCGAUUAAUGCUCUUCUCCAUCGAAGCCUUCAAACCACUCGUUUUCGGCGCCGCAGCCAAAGAGCAACAGCCAACGACAGAUUUACAGCCCCGCACUCGCCAAGAGGUUUCGGACUACAUCAUCAGAUGUCUCCGAGCUGGUAUCAUUUUGAACGGGGUACACUAUGAUUUCUAUGGUCACAGUAACACCCAACUCAAGUCGCGAUCAUGCUUUCUGAUGGCGGCGACGAAGGAGGAGAUCUCGAGGCGAAUCGAGGGUAUGGGCGAUUUCACCAGAAUGAAGACAGUGGGCAAGAAGGCCAAGCGAAUUGGUCUACUCUUCUCAUCUUCCAAGACGGCCAUGAUCAUCAAUCCCGACCGAUGUGAGAAUAUCCCAGAUGUUGAGACAGACGAGUACGUCUUCACCGAUGGCUGUGGCCUUAUAGCACCCAGUCUCGCACAUGAGUUGUCCCGACGAACAAAAAUCGUUUUUCGAGACAGUCGAUACACGCCUUCGGUCUUUCAACUUCGCUAUCGGGGUAGUCGAGCACUCCAAGGUAAACAGCCCAGUAGUCCAUCAGACCUCGCUGGCCGUUUAACAUCUCAGCCCUUCUCAUAUGGCUUCCUCAACGACGAAAGCAUCAUUCUUCUCCACGCAUUGGGCAUCUCUCAGGAAACUCUUCUCUUCAAGCAACGCAACCAUAUGCAGUUACUCAAGAACGCCAAGUCCGACUUCCUCGAUGCAUUCCGCUUCUUGAGCUACGUCAACAGACCCGAUCUCGCAGAGCGCGUGCUCCUCGAAGGGCAUGAGAGCGUAAAGCCUCAGAUCAAUCGUCAAGUCAAUGACGAACUGAAAAAAAUGUUGAACAAGCAGGGCGGGCAAAAAUGUCGCAUAUUCGUGCAAAAGGUCGAGGCUUCUGUUUGGUGGGAAUGUGCCGUCAAGGUGACGCUGGAAGAGAAUGGCCUACCCCAUGCUUUGAUGAACACUGAGAUAAUGGUCAUCAGAAACCCCUGUCUUCAUCCUGGUGAUUGGCAAAAGUUCAAGGUUGUUGAAAGGCCGGAACUCUCGCAUCUGGUCGACUGUAUCGUCUUUUCGACGCGAGGAAGAAGACCAGCCGCUGAUCUUAUGUCUGGCGGUGACCUAGACGGUGAUACAUUCUUUGUUUCCUGGGACCCCGACCUGAUCCCAUCAACAGUCUCAGCUCCAGCUCUAUACCCUGGGGGUCGAGAACCAAUCCAGUUCCGCCUUAUCACCGACGACGAUCGUCUUGUUUACUUUGCAAAGUACCAAAACUCUUCCCUUGGUCAAGUAAAGAACCUAUAUCUCGACUGGGCCUGUGUCGCCGGCCCCAUGAGCGCCCAGUGCCAGGAGCUCAACCGUCUCUUUUCGCAAUGUGUCAAACUGGCAUAUACCUGGUGUCUGAAAAACAACACGUCGUUCGAUAGCCUGAUGCAUCUUUUCGACUUCAACAUUCUCACAGCGGAUCAAAAAGCGUGGGUCCUCGCUCAUUUACCACCGUCUGCUACCGCGACAGGAUUGGUCCAGAAUGCUCUGUGCUCAUCGGGCAUACUUCUGCCAUCAGAGCUUCAACAAUUCCACUUGGACUACCCUGGGAUCAAGUGGAAGAGAACAUACGACUCGUCGAUUGAUCGCCUCGCGACAUUUCACGAUGCUCUUGCGACAAACCUAGAGCUGUUCCAGCGCACUCUCAUAGUGUUCCAACCCGACGAGCGAUCAUCCUUGGCGAUCUACAUACCGAACAAGAUUGAGCGUUCACAAGACUGCGUCAUCGACAACACAGGUCGCCUCUUCGCGUUCCCGCAUUCGCAAGGCCCACAGAGACAGGCUCGUCUGUCGCUACCAACCAAGAUGCAGUACCAACUGUACUGUGAUGGCAACGUCUUCCAGCUCUUCGAAAAACAGCGACGUUUCUCAUGGAUCUUUAUUGCUCGACCUGGAAACAAUGAUGAAGAAUAUCACAAUGUGCAAAAUCGGGGCGACAGGCGGAGAAAGAAACAAGAACUGGAAAGACAGAGACAAUUGUUGAAAUGA
This is a messenger RNA of Fusarium redolens, 2268 nucleotides long. Its product is annotated as RNA dependent RNA polymerase-domain-containing protein. Lineage: Eukaryota; Fungi; Ascomycota; Sordariomycetes; Hypocreales; Nectriaceae. Gene Ontology annotation, molecular function: RNA-directed RNA polymerase activity. Bases 1 to 2268 code for a protein of 755 amino acids. The transcript is spliced from 4 exons. The record is from RefSeq and is a predicted model, not a curated record. Gene Ontology annotation, cellular component: nuclear RNA-directed RNA polymerase complex. Gene Ontology annotation, biological process: siRNA processing.